Messenger RNA from Penicillium oxalicum, 1023 nucleotides. RefSeq names its product rhomboid protease family protein RBD2 (gene rbd2). Gene Ontology annotation, cellular component: membrane. Gene Ontology annotation, molecular function: serine-type endopeptidase activity. The transcript is spliced from 7 exons. The record is from RefSeq and is a predicted model, not a curated record. NCBI's taxonomy places the organism in Eukaryota, Fungi, Ascomycota, Eurotiomycetes, Eurotiales, Aspergillaceae. The coding region runs from base 1 to 1023 and encodes 340 amino acids.
AUGCGUGCUCUCCAUGUUGAGACGGGGCCCUCCGGCUGCGCUCGACUGCCGUCGGCCCGUCCGGGGGAUGUGCUGCCACACGGUCCCUCGCCAAAGUCCACGUCCCCGUUGUCAACCCGCCGCACGCCGAGCGAAAACUCUCGUCCUGCGCUCAUCAAUACGGAUUCUGCGCAAGACGCCGCUGCAACUCCGCCCAAUCUCAACAUGGCGACUCCUGCUGCGCUGCCCCCGCUCCCCUUUAAUCCGGGCCGAGUGCGCUCAUAUGUCCUGCGCCUGCCGCUUUUUACGCGACUCGUCCUUCUGGUGAUACUGGCCUUCUGGUUGCUGGAGCUGCAGAAGAUCUGGAAUGUGGUCACAUGGGGCGCUCUGAUCCCGAAUGAAAUCAACUUGGGUACAAUGUACCGACUCAACACAUAUCCCAUCAUUCAUAACGGCUUUUUCCACGCAUUCUUGAAUGCGUUGGCCUUGACACCUCUCCUGGAGCGAUUCGAGGCGGAGCAUGGCACUCUCACCUCGAUUGCGCUAUUUGUUGGACCUCUCUCAACCUUCCCCGGCGGGUUGUAUAUUCUCAUCGAGAGAGGCCUGUUGCAUCGGAAUACCUCGGUCGUUGGCUCAAGUGUCUGGGUCUUCCUCCUCCUGGGCUCCGAGGCCAUCCGGACAUACAAGUCCAAUCCGCAUUUCAGCUUGGGUCCUUAUAAAAUCCCCACCUGGACGUCGCCUCUCUUUGCCUGCGCCGUGCUCUCGGUCCUAGUGUCGAACGUCAGCUUCCUUGGCCAUCUUUGUGCCAUCCUUGUUGGAUAUCUAUUCGGUCUCGGUUACCUCAAGGUCUUUGUACCCCCCGAGAAGGUCCUCCGGUGGAUUGAGGGCAAGCUGAAUCUUCUCGGAAGACUUCCGCAUUAUGUGUCUGUCGACCAAAAGACGUAUGGUCGCUACGGCGUUUUACCUUCCAGCAGCGCUGCGGGUGCAGGUGGUAAUCAGGUACCCAUGAGCUUCUUGGGGUCUAAUCAGCGUCUCGGUGCAUAA